Messenger RNA from Anoplopoma fimbria (sablefish), 1219 nucleotides. RefSeq names its product mitochondrial ribosomal protein S23 (gene mrps23). Gene Ontology annotation, cellular component: ribosome; mitochondrion. Lineage: Eukaryota; Metazoa; Chordata; Actinopteri; Perciformes; Anoplopomatidae. The record is from RefSeq and is a predicted model, not a curated record. Gene Ontology annotation, biological process: translation. The transcript is spliced from 5 exons. Bases 91 to 639 code for a protein of 182 amino acids. Gene Ontology annotation, molecular function: structural constituent of ribosome.
UCCCACCGGAUGUCACGGAUGUCAGCACUAGACUAGUUCAUGGACUGUAUUCUUGUGUGACAGUGUACAGCUGUCGAUGAAAAAACAGCAAUGGCUGGCAGCAGACUGGAGAGGUUUGGGACUGUAUUCACCCGGGUUCGAGAUCUGAUGCGCUCUGGGGUCAUAAAGCCUUCACAGAAACCCAUCUGGUAUGAUGUUUAUGAGGCUUUUCCACCCAAGAGGGACCCACUUCAUGUGAAGCCAAACUCCAGACCCUGUACCAAGAAACGGGAAGCUGUACCAGAAAUCUUCUACAGAGAGGAUGAAGUUAGAGCGAAAUUCUAUGCGCUGUACGGGAUGGGUCCUCGGCCUUUGGAACUGUCAAAGUCAAACUUUGUUUCGACCUGUCAGAGGUUUGUAGACAAGUACACAGAGUUGAAGAGCCACAGUGAGCUGGAGGACUCUGCUCUGUUUGAAGAGACGGGGAAGGCGUUACUCUCAGAGGGCCUCAUGCUGAGAAGGAAGGGAGCUCCUCCUGUGUCAGCAGAGUCCAGGGAUCCAGUACUUGAGCUGAAACUAACAGACAUGCUGGCGGAGCAGCAGUCAGUCGGUGCUGACAGCGGGGAGACAGAAGAGACCACACACACACACACACCAUAGAGCUCGGUUGCUCAAGGCCCUUUGAUCCUCCCCACCCCAAACACUGUCCGACUUAAAGACUCUGUCGUUUUCUUGCUGCUCCUCUGGAAGUGAUGUUAUCUGUAGAAAUGGCUUUAUUUUAACUGCCUAUUUAUGACAUGGCUGUCUUAGAUAUCACCAUCAGGAAGUGCUCUGUGGACUUUGUCAAUGCCGGCUUCCUGUUUCCUGAACUGAUGUCACCUAGAUGUCAGUUUCCACAGGAUGUUGACAUUAAAGAAUCAAAAACUAUGGAUGUAACAUUAAGGUCACAUUAAAGUUACUCUUGUGACAUGUUAAUAUAUUUUGGGAUUAUUGAGAGUUUUGUUUUUCCAGCAGAGACAUACUACUGGACUUUGUCUGCCAUCUCAUUCUGAAAUGAAAACCUCCUGGUACAUUUUAUUCUUAAAUAUGUGAACUCUUAAAAGCAAUCAGUGAACAUAUACUUAGUUGAGAGGAUAAGGUGAAAGUCGAAUGAUUAUGAAAUCUUUUUAAAAUAUGCCCCUCCACUCACAUUUUCAUAUUAAAAUGUGUCCUCAGAGGCUCAGACAACAAAAGAGCUGAG